GUGGAACAGAGAAAUACUGGUACUCAAACCACAUAUGACAGAAGAGCAAACUAAGAGGACGUGCUUUGUCUGUGAGUUUCUGUCCGCAUCCCAAACCUCAGCAAGUGAUUUCAUGUUGAACUGGGACAGAAGAGAUACUAGAAAGAAGAAGACAAGAACGAAGCAGGAAUUUCAGCAUGGUUGGAAGUGUGCCCAGCAAAGACAACCAAGCUGUAAACUAAAAGAACUACAGAGUAAAUAAGAACACUUUGGAAGUUUACUUUGAGCGGAAUUGCCAUUGAUCCCAGAAACAAUUCCACUUCCCCUCUUGUUGCCGAAGAAUGCUUCCCAGCAAAAAAUAGAGCACCAGGGAUGUAAGAAGAAAGGGGGAGUGGGGGGAGGAAGACGAGGAGGAAGAGGAGGAGGAAGAGGAGAGACAGAAGGGAGGGCCGUGGUGGGAAACACUCUGUCGUGAUGCCCCUGCUUUUCUUCUCAUGCCCCCUCCACGGACGUACAGUUUGGUGUUGGGACGACACUGAGCUCAAGCAUCGUCCACUAGAGCCCAGAAGAACAAGGUCCCAGCAGAGCUCAUCUGUUCGUCUCUGCAUCACCACCUGACCCGAAGGACAACUCGUUUCAACAGGACAAACCUGCUUUCAGCACACCUUGACUGAGGCAAAACAGCAGUUACUUGACCUUUUCACCUCCUCUGCACCUCCUCUCUGGGCUCCCUCUCUAGUCUCUGUCACAGGUGUGUGUUCGGCCUUUGAGCAGUGAUGGGGGACUGGAGCCUCCUGGGGAAUUUCUUAGAGGAGGUCCAGGAACACUCUACAUCAGUCGGGAAGGUCUGGCUCACCGUGCUCUUCAUCUUCCGGAUCCUGGUUCUGGGUACAGCGGCCGAGUCCUCCUGGGGGGACGAGCAGAGUGACUUCCUCUGCGACACCCAGCAGCCCGGUUGUACCAACGUGUGUUAUGACAGCGCCUUCCCCAUCGCCCACAUCCGCUACUGGGUGCUGCAGAUCGUCUUCGUCUCCACGCCCUCCCUCAUCUACAUGGGUCACGCCAUGCACACGGUGCGCAGGGAGGAGAAGCGACGACGGCGAGAGCAGGAGGAAAGAGAGGAAAGAGGAGAGGGAGGUGGAGACCUGGAGGGGGAGAAGGAGUAUCUCCAACAGAGGGAGAGUGGGAAGGACGUUUUAUCUGAAGUGCCAGGUCGGAUUCGCCUCAAAGGGGCGCUGCUGCAGACGUACAUCCUGAGCAUCAUGAUCCGAACUGUGAUGGAGGUGACGUUCGUUGUGGUGCAGUACCUGAUUUAUGGGGUUUUCCUCAAGGCGUUGUACCUCUGCAAGUCCUGGCCCUGCCCUAACCCUGUCAACUGCUACAUGUCCCGUCCCACCGAGAAGAACGUCUUCAUCGUCUUCAUGCUGGUGGUGGCCGGGGUGUCUCUGUUGCUGUCCGUGUUGGAGCUCUACCACUUGGGCUGGAAGAGCAUUAAGAAGUGUGUACGCAACAAGGUGAUGCAGAGGAACAGCCACAGAGCCGUGACAGUGUCCGUGUCCGCAGCUUUGGAGCCCAACAGUCCACCGCGGCCCUCGAUCUCCUGCACCCCACCUCCAGACUUCAGUCAGUGCCUGGCAGACCGCACCUCCAUGAACCCCAUGACCUCCAUGGCCUCUCACCCCUUCAACAACAGGAUGGCGCUGCAGCAGAACUCGGUCAACCUGGCCACGGAGCGCCAUCACAGCUGCGACAACGUGGAGGAUGACGAAGACUUUCUGAGGAUGAGGUAUGAGCAGGCACCUACAGAGCUGCCCAACAGCUGCUCGCCUUCACCUCUGAUGCACUCCAGCUACAUGAGGGACAAACGGCGCCUGAGCAAGACCAGCGGGACCAGCAGCCGGGCCCGACAAGAUGACCUGGCAGUGUAAGACUCUGGUCUAAGGGGGGACAUGAGAGUCAAAUAAGGGACAGCUCAGUUUAAGAGGACAAAAACCUGAGACUGAACAAGACUUUUUUCUGAAUGAAGGUGUUGAACGUGAGCACAGGUUAACUAUGCAAACUCUGGCUUCGCUGCUGGAGACUUGACUGUUGAGGAUUGACUACUGUAAAUGUCCAAGACAAAAAGAGACUGAGAUCUGUGAAAA
Sphaeramia orbicularis (orbiculate cardinalfish) is the source of this 2123-nucleotide messenger RNA. RefSeq names its product gap junction protein, alpha 5a (gene gja5a). The coding region runs from base 756 to 1907 and encodes 383 amino acids. The record is from RefSeq and is a predicted model, not a curated record. Gene Ontology annotation, biological process: atrial cardiac muscle cell to AV node cell communication by electrical coupling; cell-cell signaling; heart development. Gene Ontology annotation, molecular function: gap junction channel activity involved in atrial cardiac muscle cell-AV node cell electrical coupling. NCBI's taxonomy places the organism in Eukaryota, Metazoa, Chordata, Actinopteri, Kurtiformes, Apogonidae. Gene Ontology annotation, cellular component: connexin complex. The transcript has 3 exons.